AUGCAACAACCUGAGAACGAUGAUUAUAAAGAUCUACUACCAGAUCCUUCACUUGUACGUGUAGAGGAGAACAUAGUGGUUGGUACUAGGCAAUUGAGCGACAAUGAUAGAAUAGCACCAAAUGACAGUAAAGUCUCUUAUCGGAAGUACUCCAAACAACAUUGGGUACGAUGGCUGUGGAUGGAAAGAUGUAUAUUAGGAUUCCUUGGCGAAGAAGACAACAAGUACCACCUUGACUUCUUUAAUAAUUGCUUGGUACCAAAGAUGGAGAGUUUAAAUGAUAGGAAUAUAACAUUGGCAUACUUGGUAUACAGUCUGUCAGCUGCUGAAUUGAUUGGUUACACGGUCACUUGGAGGAGCAAGAUAAGGACAUCACGAUACACCAAGGAGUCAUUGUUAAAGUCAAACUUCAAUGACUUUAUCGAUCAAUUGUCAAAGUAUCCAUCUGGCAAGCGAGUCAUGAUGGUCAAGUGCAUUCUAACAGAUGGCAACAACAACAACAACAACAACGACAACGACAACAAUGACAUCAACAACAACAACAAAUGGGAUGGCACCAGUAUCGAAUUGGUAGACUUCCAUUCAAUAUAUCCAUCGAUCAUUGAACAACUGAAAUACACUCCACUUAAGACUGAUAGAGUGAAUGAUCUUGGGCUGGCACAGAGCAGUCCACUACUUCGAUACAUUGAGCGAUCCUUCAAACGAACAUUCCUAUUUAACAAUGGAUACAUGUUCAAACCUUCCGAGGACGACAAAGAGUUUGUCGUCAAUCGUUGCAAGGAGUUGGAUGGAGAAUUUAUAUACCUAAGAGCGUCGAGGAAGGCCAAUGUAUGGACAAUGGUUGUGGUCAAGGACCUUACUAUUGUGACCAAGUAUAGAGAUGAUGAGGCUGGUGCUCAUCUCACCCGAGACCUACUGUCGGCAAGCAAACUGGCUCAGCCUGUCAAGAUACUAAGAUAUCAUGAUGGAAAACUCAAACUGGUAGACCUUCCAUCGGAGAUAUAUCCAAUAUGA
This is a messenger RNA of Acytostelium subglobosum LB1, 1014 nucleotides long. RefSeq lists its product as hypothetical. The transcript has 4 exons. NCBI's taxonomy places the organism in Eukaryota, Evosea, Eumycetozoa, Acytosteliales, Acytosteliaceae. The record is from RefSeq and is a predicted model, not a curated record. The coding region runs from base 1 to 1014 and encodes 337 amino acids.